AUGGAGCCUGCGGACGAACCACCGGGCGAAUCUUUUCAUACUGUUCCAAUUUAUCAAUUUGACGCGUCUUCCGAUAGUGAUUCUGACGACCCAGGACGAAUUGUUCCUCCCGUAGGACCUCCCUCAGAGGUAUCAAUGGUCGCGGAAUCUAUACAGACUAGGCCAAGCAUGGACGACGACGAUCUAUUCGAGGAUAGCACCAGUGAAGAAGAGCAAUAUCCGGAAGUUUCUACAGGACUAUCAACACGGUCUCCUGGAGCUCCAGUUUUACCAACUAUGUCAGCAAGUCCGACUCCAGCAUAUGAAAGUCGGGGUAUAACAGACGUUCCGGACAUUCCAGGAAGGGUAGAUACUCGGGGUAUAAUGCCUUCUUCAUUAACAAGCGCUCCUAUAAGUUCCGAAAGAAGAUUGCAUCGAUCAAGUUUGGAACAAACCCAAUCGCCCCAAGUUACGCAACCUCACCCAGCCUUCGAUAGUGCUGCGCGUGGAACGCAAAAAGAGAUAUCUGAAAAAGAACGCCGUGAUUCACGAACAUAUCAUCAUCAUCGAGAAUCAUCAGAUCUUUUGCCAUUGACACUUGUCUCUGAUCGUGGAUCGAGCGGUCUUUCAUUUACAACAAAUUUUGCAUACCUUCCGUCACCAUUUGGCCGAGUAAUAACACGUUCACAAAUAAUGGCACGGGUGGCUUGGUUCUCACAAUUAGCUAUAUUCAAUAUUGUCUAUGCGGGCUAUAAACUAGGUGGACAAAGUACAAAUACGUCAACUAGUGAUACUAAUAUCAACGAUGGAAAAAAUUACGCAGCCAACCUUAUCGGAUUGGUUAUUUUUCCUAUUAUAUUCUUCAUAUUAUAUAUUGUCUUUGUAACAAUUUGGACAUAUCUAGAUCUUCGAAGAAAAGGAUUUGACACGUCAUUCACAGUCUUAUAUUAUUCUCCUUUAAUGCUUUUUUCAAUAUUUUUCGAUGAAACAAGACGUGUAGAUGUCUCCAAGUUUCAUGAGGUUAAUUAUGGUGCUAAAUGGUGGCGAUUUGGAACCACUAGG
Molecule: messenger RNA, 1041 nt
Organism: Racocetra persica
Lineage: Eukaryota; Fungi; Glomeromycota; Glomeromycetes; Diversisporales; Gigasporaceae
Source: the annotation of a GenBank genome assembly